Molecule: messenger RNA, 639 nt
Organism: Pediculus humanus corporis (human body louse)
Lineage: Eukaryota; Metazoa; Arthropoda; Insecta; Psocodea; Pediculidae
Product: Nuclear protein Hcc-1, putative
Exons: 5
Coding region: 1-639 (212 amino acids)
Biological process (GO): poly(A)+ mRNA export from nucleus
Cellular component (GO): nucleus
Source: RefSeq, a predicted model, not a curated record
AUGUCAUUUACAAUUUCAGAUAGAGAUUUAGAUUUUAAUAAAUGGAAGGUGGCAGAUUUAAGAAAAGAAUUAAAAACGAGAGGACUUAAUGUAGAUGGUAAAAAAAGUGAAUUAGUUGAAAGGUUGCAACAAGCAAUUGGAGAAUCUUCUCUCUUGGAUGAAAAUGUUAAUGAUCAAGAUGAAAUAUUAGACGAAGAUGUUGUUUUAACGGAUGAUGAAGCCUUCGAAGAAGAAGCCGAAUUAUCUAAACUUGACUCACCUGAUAAAAAUUCAGACAGUGAAAAAUUAAAAAGACUCGAAAGACGAGCGGCAAAAUUUGGAGUGGCCAUGUCGAAUGAAGCUAAAAAAGAAGCGAGAGCUGCCAGAUUUGGUUUACCAACAGCAGCAAGUAAAAUCGGUGGUCUUGUCAACACAAACAUUGAUGUAUUAAAAAAAAGAGCAGAAAGAUUUGGUACAACACUGCCAGGAAGUAUUUUAGAAUCUGCUGAAAUCGAAGGGAAAAGAAAAAAAAGAGAAGAAAGAUUUGGUAAAGUUGAAAAAAUUUCCCCAGUGACAUCUCUCAAAGGAAAAUAUAAUUUUUAUUCAUCGACCCUUGAAGAAAAAAAAAGACUCAGGGCAGAAAGAUUUAAAAUCAAAUAG